Molecule: messenger RNA, 2322 nt
Organism: Xenopus tropicalis (tropical clawed frog)
Lineage: Eukaryota; Metazoa; Chordata; Amphibia; Anura; Pipidae
Gene: hrh3
Product: histamine receptor H3
Exons: 3
Coding region: 205-1500 (431 amino acids)
Biological process (GO): signal transduction; G protein-coupled receptor signaling pathway
Cellular component (GO): membrane; plasma membrane
Molecular function (GO): G protein-coupled receptor activity; histamine receptor activity
Source: RefSeq, a predicted model, not a curated record
AAGAGGUGGCAGAACCAGACAAUGAGACUGAGGGAUAAGGAGGCAGAGAGCGGGGCACUUACCUUGCCCAGACCAUGACAGGACAGAGGAGCUUACACUUUGCCCCCCCCAGUAACCUGUGAAUCUGUUGCCCCCGCUGGGAGGCAGAUCGGGCGAUGAUUCCGGCGAUGAUUCUCUGCUUGGGCUCCGGGCUGUGGUGCUGAAAUGGACAGUUCCCUGCAGCUCAACGGCUCCUGGAGAUCCGGGGACAACGUUCCGGGGGUGCCCGACUUCUCCUGGACCGUCUUCCUGGCUGUUCUGAUGGGGGUUCUGAUAGUCAGCACCGUGCUGGGGAAUGCUCUGGUCAUGCUGGCUUUUGUAGUGGACUCCAGCCUCCGAACCCAGAACAACUACUUCCUCCUCAACCUGGCGAUCUCCGACUUCUUUGUAGGGGCCCUGUGCAUCCCUCUGUACGUCCCCUACGUGCUGACCGGCCGAUGGGGCUUCGGCAGGAGUGUGUGCAAGCUGUGGCUAGUGCUGGACUACCUGCUCUGCACCUCGUCCGUCUUCAACAUCGUACUCAUCAGCUACGACAGGUUCAUCUCUGUGACCCGGGCAGUCAGUUACCGAGCUCAGCAGAGCAACAGCCGACACGCGGUCCUGAAGAUGACCAUGGUGUGGAUCUUGGCCUUUCUCCUGUAUGGACCAGCCAUUAUCACGUGGGAAUAUAUCGCCGGGGGAAGCAUCAUCCCAGACGGGGAAUGCUUUGCCGAAUUCUUCUACAACUGGUACUUCCUCAUGACGGCUUCCACCCUGGAGUUCUUCACACCAUUCAUCAGUGUGACCUACUUCAACGUCAGCAUCUACAUGAACAUCCAGAAGCGGACCAAGGCGCGGCUGGAUCUUCUACAGGAAGCCCAAAGUCACACCAAUACCGACAACAUCAAGGUGCCUCCUGAGAAAGCCAGGUCCAGCUCCUUGAAAUGUUGGAAGCUGCAUCAGAAGAUGGCCAGAUUCGGUGGGUCUGAUCACCAGAAGACCAUUAAGUUAACGGAAUCAGAAAUGAUGGAACGGGUGCGGGGAAUGAAAAGAAACUCUCUAAAUGGGAGCACAGUGACUGCCAUGGGUAAAUCAAGGUCUGCCAGGAGGAGUUUUAACGAGUCUAGCUCCACCCCAUCUCUGGAGAAAAAGAUGAGGGUGGUUUCUCAAGGAAUUGCUCAACGGUUCCGCCUAUCAAGGGACAAAAAAGUUGCAAAGUCACUAGCAGUUAUAGUGUGUGCAUUUGGACUCUGUUGGGCACCAUACACUCUUCUGAUGAUUAUUAGGGCUGCCUGUAGGGGGCACUGUGUUCCCAAUUACUGGUACGAAGCUUCCUUCUGGCUCCUGUGGGUCAACUCUGCCGUCAACCCCAUCCUUUACCCGUUGUGCCACAACAGCUUCAAAAGGGCAUUUAGGAAGAUCCUUUGCCCCCAAAAACUCAAACUCAAAGCCAACGGUAAGUUCCAUUACUGCUGGAAGUGAGCGUGUUCGUAUUUUAGAUACACAGAUGGAGAUUCCAGGAGUCAUGUGGGGUUUUUUUUGGGGGGGACACUCUCCUGAAAACGAGCAGCGAGUAAUGGAAACAGCCCCGUCGGUUCCGCACUUGGUUCCAUCGCAAUGCUUGCAACACAAGACUCUCCUAUUCUUCAUCGUCCGUGGCCAAUAAGGUUCCUCCGCCUGCUGUGAUGGUCAGUACGGGAGGUGGUGCUUGAGUAUUUUGUGCCAAUAGGAAAAGACGAUGCCUACCUACUGUGACCUCAUGGAUAUAGGAUUGGACUGGUCCUACACCACCACCACCAUCAUCAUCAACCCCCUCCCUGCAUACCUUCUCCUUGUUAGUUCAGCACUAUGGAAAAUUCCAGGCACUUUAUUAAUAGAUAAUUAUUUGAUUUCGUGAUUGGAAGGCAAAUAUCGAACUGGUAAACAAGCGUCAAUCAGCCACUGAUAAUGCCCCUGCCGACUGCAGCGUGGGGGGUUGAAACACGUGUGAUGGCCGGGGGGCAUUUCUCUGAUAGGACGAGCUGCCUCCUACCGUCCCAUGUCAUUACUCGUCAGCGGCAAAUGCAAUCAGUGCCAAAGUAGCAAACGAGACGGGCCUCGAUGUACUACAUGGUUGUAUCAAACCACGGCCAAGGCAGGGCUCGUUAGCUUGUGUUCCGAUACAACUUGCCAACAUUGGAAUUACAGGAAUAUUUUUACAGCAUGGGAGCCACAUUCAUCUAUAUGGUAUUUUGUACUAAGCACAAUUCAGCAGGAACAGCCCCUCUACAGCCUGUACAGAGAGAUACCAUAAUACUAUUGAGC